This is a messenger RNA of Erinaceus europaeus (western European hedgehog), 3780 nucleotides long. It is a transcript of the gene PKIA, whose product is annotated as cAMP-dependent protein kinase inhibitor alpha. NCBI's taxonomy places the organism in Eukaryota, Metazoa, Chordata, Mammalia, Eulipotyphla, Erinaceidae. Gene Ontology annotation, cellular component: cytoplasm; nucleus. Bases 179 to 409 code for a protein of 76 amino acids. The transcript is spliced from 3 exons. The record is from RefSeq and is a predicted model, not a curated record. Gene Ontology annotation, biological process: negative regulation of cAMP-dependent protein kinase activity. Gene Ontology annotation, molecular function: cAMP-dependent protein kinase inhibitor activity.
AUGCAGCCGAGCUCGGCGGCCAGAGCAGCUGCUGCAGCUGGCAGGUGGGGUUGGGGCCGACGGAGCUGACCAUUCACAAGGCCAGAAAGGAGACACUGCAGCCCAGAGGCAGCAGGCGCGAGGGGCAUAGCACUGAUUCGAUCCAGGGAAGUCCCUGCUAUGUGGAUAUUUGUUAGCAAUGACUGAUGUGGAAACAACAUAUGCAGAUUUUAUUGCUUCAGGAAGAACAGGUAGAAGAAAUGCAAUACAUGAUAUCCUGGUAUCUUCUGCAAGUGGCAACAGCAAUGAAUUAGCCUUGAAAUUAGCAGGUCUUGAUAUCAACAAGACAGAAGGAGAAGAAGAUGCACAAAGAAAUUCAACAGAACAAAGUGGGGAAGCCCAGGGAGAAGCAGCAAAAUCUGAAAGCUAACACUCCACUGUGACCUUCCUGAAUAUCUGACAAUGUCUCAAAUCUCCAGGCCCUGCUGGAAUGAGUUUGCUUUCAAGAAUGAAGAGAGGAAAAAGAAAAUGGCUGUGCUGCAUUGCAGGAACCUGCUCACUAUCAUGUUAAAAAUGGGGGCAGAGGCUGUGUCUGCAGACAGAUUUUUCUCUACCUCUGUCAUUAGUAAUGGUUGAAAUCAUGUGGCUUGUGUUUGGAAGUCAUGUUUGUAUGGAUCCUUUCACUUGACCAUAUGAUGAAAUGCUUUUAGAGAGUAGCUCGAUCUAGAUGAUGAUUCUUCCUGUAGCAACUGGCCCCUCACAAUGUCAGAGGAUUUAAUUGUGUCUAAUUGCAAAGGGUUGGUUGAACCCCAGAGUUUAAAUAUCUCUGGCCUAAGCAUUCGCCCAGUAAAAGCACCAUACAGAAAGCACUGUUUUUAGCAUUAUGUAUCCGUGUGUUCUUGCUGUGUUACACUGUUUUGUAUUGUACAAUAUAGAUGCUCAGCACUGCCCCCUUCUUUGCUUACGAAAACAAAAAUGAUGUAUGUUACUGUGAAUUUUUAUACCACUCGUUUUUAAAGGGCUGCAUUUUUUCUUCUCUAUACUGUGGUGGUGUACACAGGAUAAAAUUACACUUUUUCUUUAAACUUAAUCUUUUCCCCCCUUGAUAAUUUUAUUUCAAUGGAUUCAUCAAGAAUCCUUUUCUUUACUAUACAAGCAUUUGAAAAUAUCCACUAAUGUGAAUAUUACCUGAAUUGACAGGUAUUACAGGUUUCUUGCCUGUACAAGAGAAUUCAUUCUACAAAUUUUCCUAUUCCCAAGUGGACAACUUUUCAUAACUAACAUUUUUAUUUUUAAUCAUGAAAAUUUAGGAGAAUUAGGGAGAGGGAUGUCAAAACAGUACUAACAACUAGAAAUAUUUUGUUCAAAUGGGGUCAAAUUUCUCACUAUGUUAUAUGCUACUGUUUAAAUUUGGAGAACAGUUUUUCCCAUGGAAUUACAAAAGAAGGAAAAAAUAGUUUUGCCAUCAUGUGGACACCAAUCACAAAGUGAAGCCCUUGCAUUGUGUCUUUCAUGUAUUUUUCAGUCCUAUCAGAUCCAAAAUGUUAUUAUGCACUUUUUAAUGUUUGUAAACUAAUAACUAGUGUGAACUGCAUUCUGAGACAAUAAUAAUUAUCAUUAGAAGCUAGCAAUAUCUUCAGUAACACUGGUGAUGGUCACUGCUGUGUUUUGACAUCAUGAAUUUUUAUGGAACAUUUCUGUGAGCUGUGUAAUUCUUCUGGUCAGUAUUAUGAAAUCAUUUAUCUAUGGAAAUAAAUAAGGAACCAGUAAUAGGCUAGCAGCUCAUGAAUGACUGGACAAGGAGUAAUUCUGGCAGUAGGAAAGCCUUUAUACUGAAAAGACUUCAAUUACUGCACUUUAGGUCUUAGCAUAGUCCCAUGGGGUUGAUAGGUUUUGCAGCUUCUUAAGAGGUAAUCUAUAUGGACACACCAGGAGCUCAGCCCUCUGUAGUUACAUAGUGGAUAAAAGGUAAGUCUGCCCUCAUCACCCUUUAUAGAACCUUUCAAAUGAUUGGGAUAAGGACAUGGUUGUUGUUUAGUCCUCCAUUAGUUAUUACUUAAUGAUAUUGUUCACAGUGUGAGUCUUGGAGAGAACUGAAAGAGAUACAACUGAAUUUUAGAGCACUUCCACAUAUCUAGCCUAUCAGAGUCCAAAAUGUCCACUUAAAAUUCAAGUAAAUUCACCUGUCAAUGGACUUAUGUUAGGGGCAAAGGGUUUCUGGGGAAAUUUUAGAUAAUCUCUGAUGGUUCUCCUAGAAAUCUAACCCUGUAGUGACAUUUUUAAAGUCCGCCUUUACUAUCCUCAUAGUUUUCUUGUGAAUUUGAAGUUCUCUUCACCUUAAAAGUUGCAGAAUUUCAUGUGGUUUUGUAAAAUUUGGACUAGUGCUGAGUAUGUGUGGAGGGUUUAUAUUCCUGUGUGAUAUAUUAUUAAUGCAUGUGGUGUCAUGCUUGUCUGUGAAUAUUUAAUAGUGCUAAACUGCAAAGUCAUAUGGAGCAUUGGAAUUGUUUGACCUCUUACUGCUGCUUUUUCUUUUUCUGUUAUAUUUGAAACCCAGAGUCUUUCUUAAGCAGGAAGAUAAAACCCUACAAAAUGUCCACAUUCUAAAAAUGUUGCUUAACAUUGUCCCUGGAGUGUGAUACCUUUUAUUUGCAAAUCAGUAAUACACAUGGAGUUGAAUAGAAAACUAAGACAUUCAUUUCUAUAAUAUACAGUGAAUGUCUAUUAAACAAUUAAAUUUAUACUAAUCACUUUGCAGCACACAUUCUACUUAAUCCUCAAACAAUUACACUUAAGAGGAAGCAUUCUCCAAUUUUACUUACUAGAAAAUUAUGGCUCACUAAAGCCUAACUUCUGUGUGCUUGGGAAACUAAUAAGCUGUGAAAUUAAAAUAUGGCUUCUGCUUUUCUCUGAGGAGUUUGCCACUGCACAUGCCAUAAAAUUAAAGCCGAAUGCAGAGUGUGUUUAUCCUUAAGGAAUUUUUAGAGAUGGAUUAUUUCAGUUUCUUUAUUUUAUAGAAGUAAACAUUCCCAGCAAAGGAAAUUGCCUUUCCCAAGAUUACCUAAGUGGGUAAUGACACAGGUAUGAUUAGACCACAAAAAGUGUAAAUUAAUGAGUGAAAGAAAGAGAAAAACAAAUGGAGAGAGUAUGAAAGAAAAAUUAAUUUUUGGUGUGUCGUGCUUCCCAGAAGAGCUUUUCUGGCAUGUCCUAUAUAAAAUUAGCAUUAUCUUUCUUUGUCUUGCAUUUUUAUACCCCAUACCGCUCAUUUUGUAACUAACUAAAAAAAUGAAAUUUUCAGGUUUCAAUUCAAAUUGCAACAAGAGUGAACUUGUCAACUUUUCCUUUUAUCAACUAUACGUAUCCUAUGGCAUUGUAUUAUCAUCAUAAAUGAUGAAUAAUGUUUUUCAGUAGGUAAUAUACAGCCUACAAUUUUUAGCCAAAGGUGCACACUGUUAAUGCCCUACAAUUGAGUCUUAAUCAGACACAGUGGGAAUGUACCAUUUCAGUGAUGAAUGAUACUACUAUUUUGCUUCAGUGAAGAAAUAAGGGUAAAAAAAAAAAACCAUUAUAAGCACCAGAUAGGAGAGCUUCUGAGUGAAGCCUGUAGUAAUGGGCAAACAUGUAUAGUCAUCAACUGAAAACAGAAAAGGCUUUAUGGUUUCUGUUGUCUUAAUUGGUUCUAAAAUGUUCUUUAAAAGAGUGGCAGCCUCUGAAGUCAUUUGUGAGCUUGUAUGACUUUUGUAUUUAGCAAUGUUGCAUGCUCACAUAAUUGAUAUUAAAAGCAACACACUUUUCUGAAAUGUG